This is a messenger RNA of Anolis sagrei ordinatus, 1434 nucleotides long. RefSeq names its product OXA1L mitochondrial inner membrane protein (gene OXA1L). Gene Ontology annotation, biological process: protein insertion into mitochondrial inner membrane from matrix. NCBI's taxonomy places the organism in Eukaryota, Metazoa, Chordata, Lepidosauria, Squamata, Anolidae. Gene Ontology annotation, cellular component: mitochondrial inner membrane. Gene Ontology annotation, molecular function: membrane insertase activity. The record is from RefSeq and is a predicted model, not a curated record.
ACUCGUGAUGCUCAUGAGGGGCGGGGCCAAGGAAAGAGAUGGCGGCUUCUACAGCAGCAGCAGCUUCUGCAGGGCGAGCAUGGAGCCGGGUUGGGGUCACAGGGGUGAUGAACCCCUCUGUUGGGAACUUCCACAGGCAGAUCCACAGAAGGUGCCUGCGAGUCAAAACUCCCUUUUCCACACAUCGACAUCCACUGAAUGGUGGCUGUGCUAUUCUGUUGAGACCAGCAAUUCGGUGUCAAAGCACAGCAGCCGUUGCUGGUGCCCAGGUUAUUCAGCCUCUCGUCUCCCCGCCUAUAGAGACCUCUCUCCCUGCAGCAGAUCUCGGCCAGGCUGUUCAGGAGCUGAGCUUUGCUGAGCUGGGCCUAGGCGCCCACACCCCGGUCGGCCUAAUCCAGAACUUGUUGGAGUGCCUCCAUGUGGACGUGGGGCUCCCUUGGUGGGGAGCCAUUGUCGCAGGGACUGUGGUGGCGCGUUGCCUGGUCUUCCCUCUCAUAGUAAAGGGACAGCGAGAGGCAGUAAAGCUCAACAACCACUUGCCCCAAAUCAGUGAGCUAACCACCCGCAUGAAUGAAGCCAAGCAGUCGGGGAACAAAUUUGAAUUUGCAAAGGCUUAUUCGGAUCUGGCCCUCUACCAGAAGACCCACAACGUCAACCCCUUGCGGGGGUUCCUGGUGCCCCUGGUCCAGGCUCCCAUUUUCAUCUCCUUCUUCAUCGCCCUGCGCAAAAUGGCCGAGCUCCCUGUCCCCAGCAUGCAAACGGGUGGGCUGUGGUGGUUUGCAGACCUCACUGCUGCCGACCCGUACUACGUCCUGCCCCUGGCGGUGACGGCGUCCAUGUGGGUCAUUUUAGAGCUGGGAGCUGAAUCAGGAGUGUCCAACCCAAACCUCCGGGUUAUGAAGACGGUUAUGCGUGUGAUGCCACUUGUUAUUCUGCCUCUCACGAUCUCCUUCCCAACGGCUGUCUUCACCUAUUGGAUGACUUCGAACCUAUUCUCAUUGGUGCAAGUGGGUGUUCUGCGUAUACCUGCCAUUCGCACCCGCCUCCGCAUCCCUGAGCGUGUGGAGCACGACCCGACUUACCUGCCUCCCCAGGAGGGAUUUGUGAAGAGCCUCAAGAAAGGAUGGAAGAAUGCACAGUUGGCUCAGCAGCUGGAAGAAAGGGAGCGGCGCAUCAAAAACCACCUGGAUUUGGCAGCUAAAGGGCCACUGCGGCAGACCUUUUCCCACAAUCCUCUGGAGCAGCACCCACCUCCUGCGACGAAACCACCCCCACGAAAGAGACCAUGGGAGGAUACGUUAGGCUGAGCCAAGCCUGUCAACUUCAUCAGCCCUAUUCAAAGCAAAGACUUGACACAGCAGCAGGUUGUCAUAUUCCUACUGCCACCGCCGCUUCAGUUUUCUGAUCUUUGUUUAAUAAAGGACUUGGAAGUUC